Ilyonectria robusta is the source of this 591-nucleotide messenger RNA. Its product is annotated as ankyrin repeat-containing domain protein. NCBI's taxonomy places the organism in Eukaryota, Fungi, Ascomycota, Sordariomycetes, Hypocreales, Nectriaceae. Gene Ontology annotation, cellular component: nucleus; cytoplasm. The annotation marks the transcript as partial. The record is from RefSeq and is a predicted model, not a curated record. Gene Ontology annotation, molecular function: protein binding. The transcript has a single exon.
GAUGAUCAACUACAAGGCCGAUGUGAACGUGAAAGACAUCUGGGGUAAGACGCCACUAUCGUGGGCAGCGGCGGGAGGGGACAAGGGUGUUGUGGAGCUGUUGCUCGACAACGAGGCCGACGUUAACUCUCGAGAUGGCCAUGGUACACCGAUAUGCUGGGCAGCCAAGAACGGCCAUGAGGGUGUUGUGAAGCUGUUGCUCAAAAGAGGUGCCGACAUCAAUUUUCAAGAUGGAUAUAAGACGCCGCCAGACUGGGCGGCCGGAAACGGUCAUGAGAGGGUUGUGAAGCUGCUCCUUAAACAGAGCCAGUACGAUGCCUCAGAGAGCGAGCUACUAUGCUGGGCGGCCGCGGAAGGAUAUAAGGCUAUCGUGAAGCUCCUACUCAAGAGAGGUGCCGAUAUCAACAGGAAGAGUUUGUGGGGCGGAGAACACAGAGACCCGCUAUUCCUUGCGACUGAGUAUGGACACUGGGCUAUUGUGAAGCUCCUACUCGAAAGGCGUGCCUACGUUGACUUCAGGCAAAGGGGUCUACAGCUAAGCUGGGCGGUUAAGCACGGAAAUGAAGAUAUUGUGAAGUUCCUGCUCGAAGA